AUGGGGACUACAGGACAGUCAAUUACAUUAGCUAAUAGUAUUAUUGGAGUCGGCAUUCUUGCAAUGCCUUUCUGUUUUCAACAAUGUGGAGUAUUGCUUGCUACGGUAAUUCUUCUGUUGAUGGGAUUUGUAUCUAGAUUGUGCUGUUAUUUCUUACUAAAAUCUGCUAUAAUAACCCGAAGAAGAACAUUUGAAUUUUUAGCAUUCCAUGUAUUUGGGUCAGCAGGCAAGCUGGCUGUGGAACUUGGUAUCAUAGGGUUUUUAAUGGGCACUUGCAUAGCUUACUUUGUGGUUGUCGGAGACCUUGGGCCACAGAUUAUAGCUAAGAUGCUAAAUAUUAAUCAGAGUGAUAUUUUAAGGACAUCUAUUAUGGUGAUAGUGUCGCUGGUGUGUGUGUUACCACUCGGUCUGUUGAGAAAUGUAGACAGCCUGAGCAACGUCAGUGCGGCUACAAUAUGCUUCUAUUUCUGCUUAGUUAUUAAAGUAAUCCUAGAAGCUACAUCUCAAUUGCUAACUGCCGACUGGCAUAUACGGAUUGAGACAUGGAAACCUUCGGGAGUUUUGCAAUGUGUUCCCAUAUUCUCCAUGGCUCUUUUUUGUCAAACACAACUAUUUGAAAUCUUCGAAUCGUUGCCGUCUCUUUCGCUCGAGAAGAUGAACCUCGUAACCAAGAAUGCGAUCAACAUUUGCACGGCGGUCUAUUUCACUUUGGGUUUCUUCGGCUACGUCGCGUUCAGCUCGCAGAAAAUAUCAGGAAACAUUCUGAUGAGCUUAAGCCCGACCUUCGCCAGUGACGUCAUCAAGCUGGGCUUCGUUAUGUCAUUGGCGUUCAGUUUCCCGCUCAUUAUAUUCCCUUGCAGGGCCAGCCUCUACUCAUUCCUGUAUAAAAAGGUACACCCGGCUCACCAUGACCACAUAAUUAACCAUUCUAUUCCUGCGACCACUUUCCGCUGCAUUACAGUGGCCAUCAUCGCAGUCGCGCUCUUUAUAAGCCUUUUGUUGCCCAACAUUGAGCUAGUGUUGGGUCUAGUGGGCUCCACUAUUGGGGUGUUGAUAUGCAUUGUUUUUCCCACGACUAUCUUCAUCAAUGUUACCUUCAAGAAUACUAACGAGAGGAUAUUAGCGAAGGUGGUAUUAGUACUUGGGCUAAUUAUUCUCGUACUCGGCACUUACGCCAAUUUGCAAGCGGCCGAGAGCAAAUACGACGACAAGUAUAUCACGCAGGAGCGUAUCGACAAAAUGGUUGAGGACUUCUUCGAGAAACUGGACAAAAAUGAAGGUGUUCUGCAGAAAGCUGACAACAAUGAUCCUGUCCCAAAUAGUAUUGAACAUAAAGAAGCUAACGAAGUACUGAAAGAUUCUGAAGUGCAACCUCCCAACCCAGUACCGCCAGAAUCUCACUCCAACGAAAAAGGACCCGUUGCCGUUGUUCAAGCUGAUUCGAAAGAUGAUAUAAAAGAUAGCACGAAAGUACAUGAAACGCAUCCGAAAGAUUUAAAAAUGAAAUUAGAAGAAACUAAAUUAACAAAUGGUAAUAACAAACCAGAGCCUAGUAACAUAGAAAAACCUAAGGAAGAGAGCGUGAAACUUGAUCCUAACCAGGAAAAGAUAGAUAUACUAAAACAACAAAAGCUAAUGGAGACCAUCAAACAACACGGAGAAGAACAAAAAGAACUUAUUAAAGAACAAAAAGAAAUAUUACAUGAAAUUUUGAAGACUAAGAAAGAGUUGGAAAAAGAUAAAAAAGAAAUAGAUGACAACGAAGCGAAGAAAAUUGCUGUAGAAAGUAUACAAAAGAUCGCAAAUAUGGCGAUACAAAGUCUAUCAGGAGUUACUGAUAAACCAGUGCCAGAAGCCUUUGACAAAAAAGUAGAGCCUUUACAAAAGAUAGCUAAUGAUGCAGUUCAAGAAAUAGCCAAAAAAGCCGCGGAAACAUUAGAAGCUAUAGGGGAAAUAAAGGAACCUAUGGAAAACUUAUUGAAAAAAGAUGGUGAAACUAAAGACAAUAAAAAUGUUGUAGACAAUAAAGAGAACGUAAUACCUGUUAAUGCUCCACGCGAUGUUAAACCUCAUUUUAGUACCGUAAGUGUUUUACCUAAAGUUAUCACUGGCAACAAGAAAGAAAAAAAUACAGCUCCAGUUGAAUCAUUAAACGAAAAUAAAAUUAAAGAAAAAAAAUUGAUCACCAUAAAUCAAGGUUCUGCGCAGUUGAAUGAAAAUUCAAAAAAUGAUGUAGGCGAAAAACAUUUGGAAAAUGUAAUGAAUGAGUUAAAUAAACAAAUAGAAGUCGCCAAAGAACAAUUGAAUACUAACAAAGCACAUUCUCAUUCAUUUGAUGAACCUCAGUCUUAUAAGCAAGGCGAGGAUUUGGUUAAAAGAAAUGUACAAAAUCUUGUAAACGAUGGAAUAGCUCAAAAUGUACCUUUACCAAUAGCACUAAAGGGUAGUUUUCAGACAAGCGACGAAAAGCAAUCACAAAUUAAAAAUGAUCAAAUUAAAAUAGAAUCUGAUAAAAAUAAUAAAGCUGUUGAUAAAGAUAAUGUCAGUCCAGUAAAUAAUGUGAUAAAUACAAAUGGUGCUAUUAAAAAUAAUGAAGUCAAAAGUAUCGAAAAUAAUUACAUUCCCCCAAAAGUUGAAAGUGUAGUUCCUAUAAGGCAGAAAAGAGAAGUGGUUGAUUGUACAGAGAAGACAGUAUUGAAAUCCGAAGACAAGCAAAUUUGUGAAAAUUUAAUUGACAGUCGCAACACUAUUCCGUCCGAAGUUAAGUUAGAAAUAGGUUUACCAAUGAAAUUUCCAGUUUAUUCCAACAUUAUACAUCAAAGAUCUCUCAAGAGUUACAAUGAAGAUGACAGACGUAGAUAA
Molecule: messenger RNA, 2862 nt
Organism: Parnassius apollo (apollo)
Lineage: Eukaryota; Metazoa; Arthropoda; Insecta; Lepidoptera; Papilionidae
Source: the annotation of a GenBank genome assembly